Molecule: messenger RNA, 3039 nt
Organism: Cylindrotheca closterium
Lineage: Eukaryota; Bacillariophyta; Bacillariophyceae; Bacillariales; Bacillariaceae
Source: the annotation of a GenBank genome assembly
AUGAUUGGAACGGCGCAGAACAGUGAUGGACCAGUCAAUUUCGAAUGUUCUAUACUGAAGGGUGCUGAAUGUUGCACAGAUCAAGAUUGUGCCGCUGAGGACAACAAUAUAUGUGUCAAUCGGAAUUGUAUUGACAAAGGAUAUCCUCGGUUUACUUUGGAAUGGUAUGGAUACGACGACUACGAUUUGAUUGUGACCACACCUAGCGGCAUUGCUCUUUCCGUUCUAUUAGGUUUUGAUCCGACUACUGGGGGUCGAGUUGGUGAAGUUGUGGACCAAGAAGGCUUAGGAUUUCACACUGAGAACACAUACUUUCCUUCUCCAGGAGCUCCAAUCGGUACAUAUACCUACGCUGUCGCUGAAUUUUCCACACAGGAACGAGUCAAUGGGUGGACACUGACGGUAUACGAUGAACAGGGCGAGGUUUCCAGGCACAAGGGAGCAGGAGGUUCCGAAACCUUUCGCUAUGAGCGAUUGAAUCCAUCAUCGUCCUCGCCGCUACCACCGUCUCCAGUGACACCGCCUAUAUCAUUGCCAUGCAACGCGGCGGUUGACGAGUGUUGCAUUGAUUCUGACUGUUCGGACCCUGAUAAUGCAUGUGUGAAUCGAAAUUGCGUUGUGAAUGGAGGGCUUAGGUUUACACUUUAUUGGGAAGGAGAUGACGAUUACGACUUAAUUGUGAGAACACCCAGCGGUAUUUCACUUUCCUUCGUUAUUGAAUUUGAUCCGACCACUGGAGGUCGAGUGGGAGAACCAACAGAUCAGCUUGGUUCAGGAUAUCAUGUAGAGAAUACAUAUUUUCCAGAAUGGGCAGCUGGUGCGGGAGUUUUCACAUUCUCAGUCCGCCCAAUGUCCACAGAGGGUGAAGCUGAUAGGUGGGCCUUGGAAGUCGUCAAUGAUCAAGAAACUGUCUUCUUCCAGACUGGAGUUGGUGCUUCCCGUGAUUUCCAGUUCAGCAAGCCCUCGUCGCCUCCAGUUAUGCAGCCCACCAAUCGACCAAAUAGCCUGCCUACUUCCCGACCCUUGCCUACUCCAGCACCAGUUCAGAGACCGACUGGCAGUGUCUGUUCCAUUCUGACAGAUGAAUGCUGUUCGGAUUUUGAUUGCCCAACCGCCAGAGAUUUUUGCGUUCGAGCAUAUUGUAUUCGAGAUGGCAGUCCGCGAUUCACUCUGACUUGGGACGGAGACGACGAUCUUGACCUUAUUGUGGACACACCACUGGGUACAACUCUGUCGCGAUCUCUGAUUUUCGAUCCACUCUCCGGUGGCAUCUUUGAGGCAGAUAACAAUCAAGAGGAACUUGGAUCCCACUUUGAGAAUGUUUACUUUCCCCUUGCUGGAUCUCCAUUCGGGGAGUACUCGCUCCAAGUUCGUUCGUUUCGAAGGAAUGGUUCGGAUGACUCUUGGACGUUGCAAAUUUACAGUGACGGAAACCUGAUAGAUACAAAAUCUGGUGCUGGAGAGUCGGAUACUAUUCCUUUUGUUCGUGCUGGUUCUGAUGAGCCCGAGCGGCCACCCUAUGAUGGAAGCAGAUGCACCCCACUGACGGAUGAAUGCUGUUUCGAAUCGGAUUGUGAUGGGGGCCAAGUCUGUGUAAACCGAGUAUGCCUUGAACGAGGAUAUCCAAGAAUUACCUUAACUUGGACUGGCGACGAUGACCUGGCGUUGGUCGUCACCAUCCCAAAUGGACAAGUUUUGUCCGCUGGGAUUAAUUACGAUGCUGCGACUGGUGCAAGACGUCAGAAGAAUGCGAACCGACAAGACUAUGAUUUGAAUGUUGACAGCAUCUACUUUCCGUAUCUAAGCGGGACUAUCAAGUAUUCCGUGGACUCACUGCUCAAGCGAGGUUCUAGUCGAGACCCUUGGACUUUAGCGGUCUAUGAAAAGGAUACCAAAGUCCAAGAGUUCACUGGGUUUGGAGAGUCGAAAAACUUUUUCUAUGUACCACCGGCAGCAGUACCUGAUCCUUCGCCCAGCUCGGCUCCGAAUCCGUUCCGACCGCCGACGCCUUCCAUAGUCCCAUCGCCUACGGACGUCGGACAAUGUCCUUUUGAAUGUUGUGCGUCCUAUGACUGUUUGGCAGAUCAAGUUUGCCUUCAGAGAAGGUGUCUUCGGGAAGGUACCCUACGCUUCACCUUGUCAUGGACAGGAAAUGACAACGUGGAUCUAUUGGUCCUAACCCCAGAUGGAACCGAGCUGUCAAAUGCAAAUCCGUCCGACGAUUCAUCCGGUGGGUCCUUUGAAGUCGAUAUAAUUGCCGACGAGGACUUUGGCUUCCACGCUGAAAAUGCCGUAUUCAGGGGUUCCAACAUACCUUUGGGAACAUAUUCAUAUUCUGUCAAUGCUGUGAAUACUCGGGGCGCUAGAGACGAAUGGGAGGUGCAAGUCUUUGCUUACUCGCAACUUGUUGGCUGGCAAAGGGGGCAGGGACAGUCGAGGACCUUUGCUUAUACCUUUGACGGAGACGGCAGUUUCGCCCCCACCAAUGCGCCAUUUCCAUUUCCCAGUAGUCUUCCGUCGGCGUCACCCUCGCAACAUCCAACCAACACUUUCAAACCUACGCGGCUCACAGAGAUCCCGUCGCAGGUUCCUUCUGGAGAACCUCCACCCUGUGACGAAAGUGUCUACGAGUGUUGUGCAAACUCCAGCUGUGGGACUGGUGAAGUCUGCCUCCAACGGCAGUGUCUCAGAGAUGGUACUCCAAGGUUCACAUUGACAUGGACAGGAAACGAUGAUAUUGAUCUGGCAGUCAUUACACCUGGUGGUUCGGUAGUUUCAGCGUUUCAAAAUGAUCCAGAUUCUGGUGGAAUCUUUGAACCAAACGGCGAUCAAUUUGGAUUUGACUUUCAUGUGGAAAACAUUCGAUUCAGCGGCAGCACGUUUGGAACCUACGAGUGGUAUGUUGACUCGUUUCUGGAGACUGGAGAGAGCGAUACAUGGACACUUUCCAUCACUGUUGAAGGAGAGGAAGUUGACUCGAUUGAGGCAACUGGGUCAACUUCAGGAAACUAUGAGUACAUUGAGCCCGACAAUUUGUGA